Molecule: messenger RNA, 1134 nt
Organism: Aspergillus glaucus CBS 516.65
Lineage: Eukaryota; Fungi; Ascomycota; Eurotiomycetes; Eurotiales; Aspergillaceae
Exons: 3
Coding region: 1-1134 (377 amino acids)
Source: RefSeq, a predicted model, not a curated record
AUGGCAAAAUGCAGGCCUCCAGGCUCCCAAGAUGAAAUGGAAGAUGCAUUAGGCUACAAGGUCGCCUCUCUAGAUAAUACUUACAGUGAUACGGAGCGCUUUUACUCAGACCUUACAAUUGUCCCUUCCAACAUUUAUGAGAAGACAAGAAACGAACUUGAUGAAUACUUGAGAACAAAGCAGCACCGAUAUUCCAAAGCAGCCCCAGAGAAUUAUCUCCCUGGGCCUGGAAUAAGCAAAGUGUGUGAUUAUUGCUCAACCUUCCCAGUCACAGCAGAUAUUUAUUAUGACUUCGGAUUUCAUCUACCACUGCAGCUGACCAAGGAUGAGGCAUUGGCGGUAAUGUCCAUUGCACAGCCCCAAUUCUUUAAACUCCCUAGGGAAGUCCGCGACGAGAUCUACACAUAUGCAAUCCCCAAAGCGGAGCUGCAAAUGAUCGACUCUGGCGAUGUUUCUGGUGUCAAUUUUGCUAGAGGAAUAGGUGAUCCCAGUGGCUUCUAUUUUCCGUUUAGAAGCAACCUCGGUAUCCUCGCAGUCAACAGACAGAUGCGUAAAGAGGCACUACGACUGGCUUAUCGCAAGACAUCCAUUCGUCUUUAUGAUAUGGACGAUUUUUUAAAAACUGCCAUCUCAAUCGGAGAAGUUGGUCGUCAUAAUGUCGAAUUCUUGAGCUUCACUUGGGAAAGUAAAAGCGACAUGGAGUCUAUCGGAAAUGAAGAUUUAAGCUUUGGAUGUGACUGCAUUAGGCUGCCAAACCUUCACAGCAUUCGAUGUGUUCAAUUACUUAAGCAUUUCAACAGAUUGAAGUGUCUCCGAUUGCAUUUUGAGAGCGACCUCUUAUCGACUUUAUCUUGUGCCGACUUUAGGAAUGAUCCUGGAGUUCGCAGUCUCUGUACACUUCAUAGAUUCGAUAAACUUGAGAUCGUCAAUGAGUCAGGGGAACCAGCACAUCAUAGUAAUAGUAGAAGAAUUACGAAUUGCUAUCUUGUGUGUGUGUGUGUGUGUGUGUGUGUGUGUGUUUUACGAGGAGGUUCGGGUCUUUCCACGCAUCCUUGGAACCUCGGAAGCAGAAAAGCCCUGGUCCCGGUGCGUGACAUACGACGGGCAGAUCGGAACUGCCUGUCACCUAGCUAA